AAACAAAAAAAAAAAACAGAGUGGGGUAAGGCGAAAUGUGUCGGCGUACUAAUUCAUUUCGCGAAGAGGUCGACAUAAGUUUCAGGCGGCAUUUUGUCUGUUGAUUGAGAUACAGGUGCAGCAGAAAAACCUUUGGCCAACUAAAGUUGUUCUGUCCAGUCAAGUUUAAGACUAUCUGAAAAUGACUGGUCGGGCACGUGCGCGAUCACGGGGCAGAGCACGCGGGCAGGAGGUGGCAGCACCUGGAGCAAGCCAGGUUCCGGAGCCUUCACUGGCCGCUGUCCCUCCCGCUGAGGGAGAGUUGGUCGGUAGAGGCAGGCAGAAAGGUACCCCUGGAGCCUAUUCUGCUGAAGCUGUUCUACAGAUUUCAGCAGGAUUUCAGCAGGUGAAGCUGACUGAAAGAGGUGGACGGCGUCGGGAUUUUCAUGAUGUGGGAAUUAACACCAGACAGGCGAUGGAGCAUGUGAGGGACUCAAAGAGCGGAACAUCUGGUGCUCCUGUCCGGUUGACGGCAAACUUCUUCCGCAUUCUGUCCCGCCCUCAGUGGGUUCUGUAUCAGUAUCACGUGGACUUCAAGCCACCAAUGGAGUCUCGACGCCUGAGAUCUGGCCUCCUCUUUCAGCAUGAGCAAGUGUUUGGCCCAGCACAGUUUGAUGGAGCUCAGCUUUUUCUGCCUCACAGAUUACCCAACCAGGAGACUGUGCUCCACAGUGACACCAGGAUGGGAGAGAAGGUUCAAAUAACUGUCACCUUGACGAAUGAACUGCCACCCACAUCACCAGUGUGCAUUCAGUUCUACAACAUCAUUUUCAGAAAGAUCCUGAAAAUGAUCAAGAUGCAGCAGAUUGGACGCAACUACUACAACCCAAAUGAUCCACUAAAUAUACCACAGCAUAAGCUCACCAUCUGGCCAGGCUAUGUUACCACCAUCUUGAACUAUGAGUCAUCCAUCAUGAUGUGCACUGAUGUGAGCCACAAGGUGCUACGCAGUGAGACGGUGCUCGACUUCAUGGUUAGCCUGAGGCAGCAGUGUGGAAGUCAACGCUUUCCUGAGAUCUGUACCAAAGAGCUUGUUGGGCUCAUCAUUCUCACAAAAUACAACAACAAAACCUACAGGAUUGACGAUAUUGCAUGGGAUCACACUCCCAACAACACGUUCAAGAGGGGAGACACGAACAUUUCCUUCAAGAACUACUACAAGACCCAAUAUAGCUUGGACAUUGUUGAUGGAAACCAGGUGCUGCUAAUCAGCCACGUGAAGAAGAUGGGUCCUGCCAGAGGCCCCCCUCCUGGCCCGGCCAUGCUGGUCCCAGAGCUCUGUUACCUCACAGGCUUGACUGACAAGAUGCGAGCAGACUACAACAUAAUGAAAGACUUGGACUUGCACACCAAGCUGAACCCAGAGCAGAGGGAGAAACGUCUCCUGAACUUUAUGGCUAGCAUAGAAAAGAGUGAAGAAGCAGUGGCAGAAUUGGAUAAGUGGGGACUCAGUUUUGACAAGGAACUUGUACGUGUGACUGGCAGAGUCCUUACAGGAGAAAAGUUAAUACAAGGACAAAAAACGUAUGAGUACAACCCUCAGCAGGCUGAAUGGACCAGAGAAAUGCGUGGAUUAUCUCUGACCACCGCUCCUCCGCUGACUAACUGGCUCAUGUUUUACACCCGCCGUAACGGCAACGAAGCACAGGCCCUCCUGCAGAACGUCGGCAAAGUUGCAGGUCCACUGGGAAUCCGCGUUCAGAGAGCUGGCAUGAUUGAGUAUGAAGAUUAUCAGGAGUCUCUCCUCAGGGCCCUUCAGCACAAUGUUGGACCCCAAACACAAAUGGUGGUGGUAAUCCUUCCCAGCAACAGGAAGGACAAGUAUGAUAGUGUCAAGAAGUACCUUUGUGUGGACUGUCCCACUCCGAGCCAGUGUGUGUUGUCCCGUACUCUCAGCAAACCUAAGACAAUCAUGACGGUGACUACCAAGAUUUUACUACAGAUGGCCUGCAAAAUGGGAGGAGAGCUGUGGAGUGUGGAGAUUCCCCUUAAACAGGUGAUGAUUGUGGGCAUUGACUGCUACCAUGAUAGCACUGCUGGGAAGAGGUCCAUCGGGGCUCUAGUGGCCAGUCUCAAUAAUACCAUGAGCAGAUGGUUUUCCAAAUGUGUGCUGCAGCACAAAGGCCAGGAAAUCAUGGAUGGGUUGAAGAUGGCAUUAAGUGGGGCCCUGAAACACUAUCUGAAGUUUAACGGCUGCCUGCCUUCGCGCAUCAUAGUGUACAGAGAUGGUGUGGGCGAUGGCCAGCUUCACAGCGUGGUCAGCUAUGAGGUUUCACAGAUCAUGGAGUCCAUCAAGUCCAUGGGACACGACUACCAGCCCAAGUUGAGUGUGGUGGUGGUGAAGAAGCGCAUCAGCUGCAGGUUUUUUGCUCAAAUGGGUGACAGAGUCAUCAACCCUCCACCAGGCACUGUCAUUGACACAGAGGUCACCCGCCCAGAAUGGUAUGACUUCUACAUUGUGAGCCAAGCUGUGAGAACUGGAAGCGUCUCACCAACCCACUACAACGUUGUGUACGAUACCAGUGGACUGAAGCCGGAUCACAUGCAGCGGCUCACCUACAAGCUGUGCCACAUGUACUACAACUGGCAGGGGAUCAUCAGAGUGCCUGCUCCCUGCCAGUAUGCUCAUAAGCUGGCUUUUCUCGUAGGACAGAGCAUUCACAAGGAGCCCAACGUGGAGCUGGAUGACUACCUCUUCUACCUUUAAAGACAAAUGAUAAGCAGUUAGUAAGGCUCAGACUUUACGUUGCGCAGAGGUGUGGGCGAUUUGCUGUUGCAGAAGUUCGGUUGUGACGAAGGUCAUCUUUGAGGUCAAAUUGCUUUGGUUGGUUAGUGAAGUAGGAUUGUUUUUGUUUGCCUUUUUACAUAAAGUGAUGUAAAACACAGCCAAAAGUUAAAGGCCAAAUGUAAGAAUGUGCUGAAACUUUUUUCAGAAAAGAGUAAAUGGCUGACAGGGCUAGUACUGCGAAGGAGCAAGUACAAGUGUUUUUGCUUUUUAUUUCUACUUGUAACUGAAGUCCCAAUCAGUUGUUUGGUUAGAGAAAAUUAUUUUUAGCCAUUUGUUUUUUAGGGUUUGUUUUUCUCAUGUAUCUUGACCCUUUCUUUAGUAGUUUAUUAUACUAAUGUUUAUUUAUUAUAUAUAAGUGUUAGGCUUGUAGGUUGUUUCUAGUAGCAUUAUCCUGAAUAAAUAAGUUUUUUGUUCCAGGGUUGAUACCAUCAUCCCAGCAA
Melanotaenia boesemani (Boeseman's rainbowfish) is the source of this 3267-nucleotide messenger RNA. It is a transcript of the gene piwil1, whose product is annotated as piwi-like RNA-mediated gene silencing 1. Gene Ontology annotation, biological process: regulatory ncRNA-mediated gene silencing. The transcript is spliced from 21 exons. The record is from RefSeq and is a predicted model, not a curated record. Lineage: Eukaryota; Metazoa; Chordata; Actinopteri; Atheriniformes; Melanotaeniidae. Gene Ontology annotation, cellular component: P granule. Bases 182 to 2746 code for a protein of 854 amino acids. Gene Ontology annotation, molecular function: piRNA binding; protein binding.